AAUCAGGCACAGAGGUUGCACGACACUAUCAGGUUUGGUUGGCUUGACACAGCGGCUACUAUUGGCUGUCUCUGGCCUGCGUAGUCCCUUCUUAGCCAAUGAGUGCGUGUGUCCCGCCCUUUGUGGACAGCUUCCGGGAGAGCAACGCUAUUCCCCCUAGGAAACAGGAGCAGGUCAGUAAGGGACACAGGCUCAACCUACACCUUCACGUUUGAUUAGCAGGGCAUGCUGGGGAUCUAAUGGGAAUGACGGAGGAGCCGAAUGAAACAGUCUGUUGGUUCAAGAAUAAAGAGCAACGGAAGGAGAGAAUCCUGAAUCUCACACUGGAGAUUAUCUAUCUGCUGACUGGAGAGGGCUACGUCAUCCCUAAGAAGAAGAGCCCAACUGUGGGUUUGGGGGCCCUGCAUGCCCCUGGCUCCGUCAUACAGAAGGAAAAUGACAAGAAGAUCCUGGAACUCAUCUCCAACAUCAUCCAGCUGCUGACUGGAGAGGAGUGGGAGUAUAUAAAGGAAAACAAGGCCCUUUACAGGGAAGGGAUAAAGGAGGAGGAGGAGCCCCAGCAGCUCCGCCCACUGGAUUGUGUAAGUGAAGAUAUCCACAAUAUUGAAGGUAAUCUAGUCACAUUAUACUGUGAUAAUGACCCAAACAAGAUCGUCUCUGCUGAAACAGAUUCUUGUCUAGAUGAUCAUUUCCCCAAAACUGAAAUUUCUCCAGUGGAACAGCCCCCUCCAACCAAUGGGAUUAAAGAGGAGGCGGCUUCAUGUGAAGGGGGAAACCAAUCAGAUUGCAGCAUUAAUCCCCUUACAGAACAGAUACAGGGAACAGACACACCUACUCCUAUCAUGGGGUGCAGCCUCAAUAACCACACAGCAGAGGAUUAUACAUCAAAUGGAAUUAAAGAGACAGCUUCAUGCAAAGGGGGACACCAUUCAGAUGUCAGCAGCAGUUUUGUUGUAGAACAAAUACAGGAAGCAGAUAGACUUACACCUGUCACGGGGUACAGCCUAAAUAACAACCCAACAAGUAAUUAUAUCCCAGAUGCUGCUAUGGAGGAAUCUGUGUCGUAUGAAGAGAAAAACAUUUCAGAUUGCAGCAUUAAUCCCCUUACAGAACAGAUACAGGGAAUGGACACACCUACUUCUAUUAUGGGGUGCAGCCUGAAUAACAGUAUAUCGGCUAAUGACAUAAUCAUAGCUACUAUUAAACAGGAGGCCAUUUCUUGGGAAAGAGGACAUUCUUCAUAUUGCAGCAUUAAUCCCCUUACAGAGCAGAUACAGGGAACAGAUGCACCUUCUCCUAUUAUGGGGUGCAGCCUGAAUAGCAAGUUUGCAGAUAAUUUUAUAUCAGAUGAUAUAAAAAAGGAGGCGGCUUCAUGGGAAGGGGGAAACCAAUCAGAUUGCACUAUUAAUCCCCUUACAGAACAGAUACAGGGAAUGGAUACACCUAUCAUGGGGUUCAGCCGGAAUAACAGCUCGGAAGAUAAUUAUAUAUCAUAUAAUAUGAAAGAGGAACCUGUAUCAUGGAAAGGAGAAAACCAUUCAUCUUAUGGAACAAAUCCACUUGCAGAACAGACACACGAGACAGAGACAGUCAUGGGAAACAUUUUAAAUAAUAGUUUAACGAUGAAGUGCAGCGACUAUGGGAGGAACCUUAGUAAUAAACUCUUGCUUAAGCCUCCGUUCAGAUCAAGGUCCCUGCCGGGGAUGCACAGCUGCACUGUGUGCCACCGGAUAUUCCAUAGCGAGAGCACGCUCGGCAGGCACCAGAGAAAAAUUCACAAAAUAGACAAACCCUUCGGUUGCUCAGAGUGUGGGAAACGCUUUAAGCUGUGCUCGAAGCUCGCGACGCACCAGAGAUACCACACGGGGGAGAAACCGUUCUCUUGCUCCGACUGCGGAAAGUGUUUCACGCAUCGCUCCGACCUGAACCGACAUCGCAAAACGCACAACGGAGAUAAACCUUUCCCAUGUCCCGAUUGUGGGAAACGCUUUGCGCAGCGCUCCGACCUCAAGAGACAUUAUAGGACUCACAAUGGGGAGAAACCGUUCUCUUGCCCGGAGUGCGGGAAAUGUUUUUCUCAACGCUCCCUGCUGAAUAAACAUCUCACGACUCACGGGGAGGACGCGUUUCCUUUGGAAUUCGGGAAAUGUUUUAACCAUCUCUCAGACUUUGGGCAACAGAAAACCGAUGCGGCAGAGAAGCAGUUUUCCUGCUCGGAAUGUGAUAAGUGUUUUAAGCAUUACUCCGACCUGAAGAAGCAUCAGCGAGUUCACACGGGGGAGAAGCCGUUUAGCUGCGCCGAAUGUGGCAGAUCUUUUACGCAGAGAGCCAACCUUAAUAAACACAACCGGAUUCACACGGGAGAGAAACCGUUUUCCUGCUCUGAAUGUGGCAAAUCGUUUAUCCAACGGGCGCAGCUCAUCCAGCAUCAAAGGAGCCACAACGGGGCCAGGCCUUUCUCUUGCUCCGACUGCCGGAGAUCUUUCAAGUACUACGCGGACCUUAAGAAACAUCAGCGGAUUCACACGGUGGACAUGCCAUUUUCUUGCGCUGAAUGUGGGAAAGGUUUUUCACUCAGCACCCAGCUUUAUAGGCAUCAGCUAAAUCACAGCCAGCCAAAGCCGCAGCUCAGUAUUCAGCUACCGAGCCAUGCGACAGGCGACCCAUUCUCUUCUACAGCUUGAGGGCUGCGCUCCGAACUGGACUUCACUAAACUCCCCAGGGUUUUAUUGUUUUUUAAAUGAAUCUGCAUAAGUUAUUUGGUUUUUUAUCAUCGUUUUACUACAAAGUCCGAGAUUGCAGCACAGUCAUUUUGAAGGAGACCCCUAACCC
Molecule: messenger RNA, 2832 nt
Organism: Xenopus tropicalis (tropical clawed frog)
Lineage: Eukaryota; Metazoa; Chordata; Amphibia; Anura; Pipidae
Product: oocyte zinc finger protein XlCOF7.1-like
Exons: 5
Coding region: 240-2684 (814 amino acids)
Cellular component (GO): nucleus
Source: RefSeq, a predicted model, not a curated record